Aaosphaeria arxii CBS 175.79 is the source of this 1947-nucleotide messenger RNA. RefSeq lists its product as uncharacterized. Gene Ontology annotation, cellular component: mitotic spindle pole body; microtubule organizing center attachment site; nuclear inner membrane. NCBI's taxonomy places the organism in Eukaryota, Fungi, Ascomycota, Dothideomycetes, Pleosporales. Gene Ontology annotation, biological process: nuclear inner membrane organization. The record is from RefSeq and is a predicted model, not a curated record. Bases 34 to 1764 code for a protein of 576 amino acids. The transcript is spliced from 2 exons.
UGAAUCUACUGACAACAGCUACACUAAAUCGACAUGGCUCGUAUUACACGGCGGCGAUUGCGCUGCUUCUAUUGCGGUGAAUAUACCCGCAACGAAAAAUCUGGCUUUCCACAAUCGUGGUUUUGUAAGCAAUGCGAAGCCGUGAAUUAUCUAGACGAAAAGGGAGAUAUCGCAGACCCUCCUACAGAAACAACUACGAACGCUCCUCCAGCCUCUUACGGACAUGCGCGGCCAGCUUCGCCCUCCAUCAUGCCCGCUGAAUCGCCCUUCUGCGACACCUGCCAACGACAUCAGAUACUUAUAAACAAGGCGCUCGCAGACUACAUACCUGAUGAGAGUGAUCCUAGCUACGAACAGCAUGUAGCUACUGCCGAUAGCUAUCGCGCGGAGCUUGAAACCCGAUACCCUCAAGUCUGCGACAACUGCAUAGGCCGUGUCCAUGACCAGAUGCGCGCUGCAGGAUACGCUGCCAAAGCGGACCACUUCCGGCGUAUUCUUGAGACAUCAAAGAAGUCCAAGCUGGAGUACUCUACACCGAGACAAAUUUGGACUCUCCGGGCGAUCUCGUUAGCGAAAUGGGUGUAUGUGGGAAGCAUUGUCACGGGCAUCUUUUGGCAUCUUCUACAAUAUUUUGCCAUACCCGGGGUGCAAGAAGAAAUCUCAUGGCACGAAUGUCUUCUUCAAUUCCGGUCUAAUAUGAGAUAUGAUCGAGAAUGCUUGAGAUCAGCAACUAUAUCGCGUUUGACGAUUUGGGCGGUCGUUGGGGAUGUCCUCACAAUAUGGUGGAACCCCAAACUCGCAGAGAAGACAAACAGGAGUGGAGGGCGUAUGCGAGGUCUGGUGCUUCUUUGGCUUGUACGAAGCAUCAUCAUUGCACUCCGGACUGCUAGUCUGUUCCAAGUCGAUGAACAUAUGAAGAAUGCAACUAAUCAUCAUCUUUUUACGUAUGGGCAUUUGGGUAUUGUUGUGGUACUACUGCUUUCGGUCCUUGUAUCUUGGAAAGCUGUUUGGAUCGAAUAUCAGUCUACGAGGUCUUUCAUGCAAGACAUAACUCCACAUCUUCCAAGCGCGCAGGCGGCGCUAUCUCACAAGAAUAGUCCCAUUGGUACCACUUCCGUGCGGCCGAAUGCUACAACAUAUGACACAAUGGCACAUUCGUUCGCCACUUCUUUGGUUGGACCCGAGGAUGAUCAACAAAUUGACUACCCGCCAUCACCCACCAUGACCGAAGCGUCAAUAUCCACUCGUGCCACAGAACAAAGCACGCCAUGGCCUCGUCGACGACCAAGCACACACUUGGACGCUGUCGAAGACGAGGAUGCCAUGGACUGGACGCCCACGACUCGGAGGUUUGGACGUGAGCAGGACAUUGAACCGAUCGCCUGGUCCCAUGCCACCUCCUCGUCAGUACAACCUCGCCAGGAACCACAACCACACUCCAUAUUCGCCCAACGGGAUCCAAAUCCAUUCUCUCAGCGGGUACCCUCCUUCCCUAAGAACCCAACCAGGGAGAAGCUCGACCCGUGGAAGCCGGGCGUUUGGGCGCCUGCACUUCCCGAAAACAAGAGGAACUUCUUCCAGGACAUGAUGAAGAAAGGGGAAAGCCCGGAGUCCCAGAGGAAGAUCGUAGAGGGCGUUCCAAAGGUUGUGAAGAGAGACGAAGAGCUGUUUCAGAAGCCACAGCUCAAAUACGACUAUCAGGGUUAUGCUGGAUAUAAGACGACAGGCUUGGAGGACACAUUCAAUGGGCUCUUUUCGAAGUGAGCGUACGACGCUUUUUUUUGGGUACACGCAUGAGAGGGUCGAAGCAUACAUGGAGUUGUCGGAUUCAGAUUAGAUACCCUUUCUUUAGAUUGACGGCAUGGUCAUUGUUACGGAAUGGAGGAGCACGCAUCUCGAAUGGACUAUGUAAAAUAUGGCAGCUGGACUGCCACGUAAAUGAAACCA